GGAAAAACAGUCAGAGUGGUGUGUGCGAGGUAAAACCUGGAGAGAGAGAGAAAGAGAGAGAGGGCAAGUCGGAGUGUGAGAAUCACUCCUGCCCUCUGUCUUCGUGCACACUCGCUCUCUCUCUCUUUUGCUCUCUCGCCUUCCCUCCCUUCCUCUCUCAGGGAGAGAGAGAGGAGCGCGGGGUAGAGAACACAUCGCAGCAGAGAUGCAGCAGGAACCUUUCCGAGAUUUCGGGUGCCGGUCAUGGUGUCCGGGGUGAAACUGCGGGACCCCUUUCACGCGGGCCUUAUUCACCCUCGUCUGAGUGAGCGACAUCCGGCUUCUGGGUUGGCGCCCCCCUGCACCGAGGACCCCGCGAGUCAGCGCCGGACCCUUGCGUCUCCCCCACCAGUGACUCUUGCCGCGUCGGAAAGCCUUCAGGCGCCUAAACCCGAGGAAGAGGAAGGGGGAGGGGCCGUUUGUCAGCUGGAGAUGAAGGGGAAAAGACACUGCGGACGAGGGGAUGGGACGAUGGAAGAAAGCGUGGUCGACGGACCUAAAAAUGCCAAAAUCACCCUCAGCUUCCCGGCGAGCGCCGGGCCCCUCCCGGCCCCGCUGACGUCAUCCGGCUAUUGUCGUAACGCCCCGUCAUCCUCUUCCCCGCACAGACGCCGGCCUUCUUCCAAGAGCUCAGUCGAGGGGUCUCUAUGGAAACUGGACUCCACCAUGGACGUAAAGCACAGACCUUUUAAGCCCCCGAGGCACGACGCUUCUCCGUCCUCAUCGCCCUCCUCUUCCUCAUCCCCCAUGACUGUUCACACACUCAUCCGGAAGGAUAUCAAAUCCCCGCCUCCUCUCAAGUGCUCGAAAGUGUCCCCGGAGAUGCCGUUUCUUAAGUCGACUCCCGCGACUUACGCGGGAGACGGAUGGGAUGAGAGACACAAGAUGGCCAACGGUACAGCUUCCCCGUCGCAAACGGCACAGAUCCUCUUCAGCCUGGGCUCCUCGGCCUAUCAGAGAGGAGGCGGCGACGCGGAGAGGAAGGAGAAAACGACGGGAUGUCCAGGCGGGAAGCUGGGGAGCCCUCACGGACCGAGUCUACAGCCGCCCCCGCUUCACCUCGCGCCCCCCUUGCCGCCAUCCGAGGGGCUGACCCCACCCCCUCGCGCCACCUCCUACUCCCCAGCCGACGGCCUCAAACCUGAACUGAUCUGCGGGGUGUGCCACCGGCUCUUUAGCUCGGCCUCCUCGCUCACUGUCCACAUGCGGCUGCAUCGCGGAAGCCGCGCCCUCAGCUGCCGCUUCUGCGGCAAAGUCUUCAUCCACAGCAAAAGACUGCAAUCGCACGAGGCGUCCUGUGGAGCGCCCGUCCCGCCUUCCCGACCGGGCCCGUCUCUAGCCGUGCGGCCUAAGGAGGAGCCCCUGGAGGAAGGCGAGCUGAGACCAGAGGAAGGCGAAAUCGACGGGUCUGAGAAAAAACCAAGUAACCUGCUGUCACGUAUCCAAGGCGACGAUGACGCGGCAGCCGCGGAGCUCCUGACGAGUGACGAAAGCCAUUUUGUGAAGGUAGUGGACGGCAAUGUCAUUUACUUCUGCUCAGUGUGCGAACGCUCUUACAUGACGCUGUCCAGCCUUAAGCGUCACUCCAACGUGCACUCGUGGCGACGCAGGUACCCGUGCCAUUACUGCGAUAAGGUCUUCGCCCUGGCUGAGUACCGCACCAAACAUGAAGUGUGGCACACGGGGGAGCGGCGCUACCAGUGCAUUUUCUGCUGGGAUGCCUUCGCUACCUACUACAAUCUCAAAACUCACCAGAAAACCAUUCACGGCAUCAAUCCCAGUCUCAUCUCCAGUGAAAAGACAGCCAAUGGAGGCUACAAGCAGAAGGCGAACGCCCUCAAGCUCUACCGCCUCCUUCCCAUGCGCUCACAAAAGAGACCUUACAAGACUUACAGUGACAAUUUGCAUAAUGGCCUGCUGAUGUCACCCACCGAAGCUUCUUCCCUCUCUCUGCCUGGCCUGGACUGCGCUCUAACCGGAGACCUACAAAGUUUCAUCAGCGGGGCCAAUCCUCAGAGUGUCAAGCCUGACCCUGACGGAUUCUCCGAUAAUGUCCCGCCCGCCGAGCGCGACGGCUCUGUCUCGCUGCGCUUCCCCCAAACGGACUCGCUACACCCUAAAGAACACGACGAUGAGACCCACAAGUCGGAGCCAGUUCGCGGCGGCUCCAAAAUAUCCAGUAGCGGUAAAACCAAAAUUCCCAAAGCUCUUAGAUGCAAUGAAUCAGCAAGCACCCCUUCUGUGAUCACAUAUGGACAUGCAAAACAGUCGGUUAUAGUUCACGGAACUGCUGUGUCGUCCUCUGUCAUUGUGCACAGUAACCAGGUCUCCCCUCAAAGUGAACUCAACAAACUCUCUGAAAUGACACACAAGGGCAGCGCGAAGUCAUUAAAGAGACAAAGAGAAGGAGCAGACGGCCACAGAAAGAGGCCCCGAGAGAGCUUAGAUCCUAAGAAACCGGAAACAGAGACAGAUGGGUCGUGUUUUAAGUCCAGAAAGUCCCACGUCAAGAAUGACCUAGCCAAGUCAAAACAGCCGUCGCCAUUAACGGGCUCCCCGAUUAAAGAGACAGGUCCACUGUGCCAGAUCACUGUACGCAUUGGGGAGGAAGCCAUAGUGAAGCGCAGUAUCUCCGAGACGGACCUGAGGAGAGACAAAAGCCGCUCUCCCCCUAAAGGCAAAAAAGGCGAGACGUCUUCAGUGAAGGGCGCUCAUCAUCACAAACACCACGUUCAGCGGCGAGCCAGCCAGGAGGACACGGCGGGAGACAGCAAGGAGGAGGUGGCGGAAAACACGGGCAACUCCUCCGACGAGCUGAGAGAGUACAACUUUCGGCAAAAGGUGCGCGAACAGGAGAGCGACCAUGAUGUGGAGGACAACCUGUGGCGACCUUACUACUCCUAUAAGCCCAAGAAAAAGGCCCAGGCGCAGGUGCAGAGGUUUAAAAGCUGGCAGCGGAAGCUCAAGUUUAAGCGCGCUCUGCGGCUGAAGAGGAGAGCGGAAAAACUGAAAAAGCGUGGAAAUAAAGAGAAGAGAGAGGAAGACGGAAAGCCAUCAGAGACUGAAAAUGAAGAGAAACAAGCAAAGGAUGUCUGUCAUGAGCUUUCCACCCAUUCGCCACCUUCCCCAAAACCUCCUGUCGCACCCUCCGUCACCUCUACGGGACUCAAAAGGCGGGCUUGGACCAACGGGGAUGCGGCGGAGUGCUCUACGUGCGGCUGUUGGUUCUCCAGCUCCAACAAGCGAGACCAACACGAACUCAGUCAUCUUCUGGAGUUUGUGUGCCUCUUCUGCCGAGCCACUUUCCCGUCAAGGGACAAGUUGGAAGACCACCAAAAGAUGGAGCACCCCAAGCCCGCUGACACAUCCGCAGCACCUCCAAAAGCAGCGUUCGCUGAAGAUCCUGAUCCUCUCAAACCCGAAGGUAGUGACAAAAAGGAGGAUCAAGUCAAGUCAAGCCUGAGCAGGAGAGCAUUGUCUCGGCACACCUGCCCGCAGUGUCACAAAGUGUGCAAGACGUCCUCGGCGCUCAAUCGCCACCUCCGACGUCAUGAGUUCAGCAGCUCUUCGGAAAGGGCAGAGGAUGACGACCUUCCAAAGCCUGAAACGACAGCUCGGUGUAAUGACCCAGUGCCUGAAAAAGGCCAGGUAGUCUCUGUCAUCAGUUAUUUGACUGCAGACCCCCCUAAAAGCGUCGACUACUCAUCGACGCCGGAUGAACCGACGUCAAAAACUCGAGAAGCGAAAUCUGGCGACGAGCCCCGAACGCCCGAGUGCCCGCACCCGCCACCCGAGAGGAAGCCCAGCCCAAAGAUUAACCAGAGCCCAAUUAACCUCGCGCCAGCUAAAGCCCAGCUUGCCCUAGCCCCGCCCCGCACUCUCCAGAGCGUGCUGGUCAUGAGCAAGCCGGAAUGUCUGGACUAUCGCACAGCUGGCAAACGGAACUUUGAGACGAUGGCGAGCUCUUUACACAGCCUGGCAGCCCCUAGCACCUCCGCAAAUGUCCCCGUGACGCCACAGGCCAGAAUAACCACUGCCGCUCCCCCUGUUUCUAUGGCAACCGUCAACAGCUCGGAACGGGGAGUCGUGACUCGAGAUGGGGUCAUUAUGGACAGAGAGAGGCAGGCUCGCAGCGCUAUGUUUGCACACACCAGCUACAAGGAACAAAACCUGGCCCAAGAUCUCCGAGUCAAGUCCGUGUCCCGCAGUCCAUCUCCCAUCGAAGCACAAGACCUGACCAUGUCCUCCAUUCUAGCUCGAGAGAGGGAGAUGGAGAGGCAAAGAGUACAAAAAAGAGAAGUUGAAAAACAGCGAGAAAGGGGGCGGGACAAAGACCGAGGAAAAGAAAUGGAGAAGGUCCAGCACUCGGGUCGACAUGAACACACACCAGUGGACCAAACGUCUCUUUUGGUUCCCAAAGAGGAGCCUGUGAGUCCUGUUCCGUCCCCCCAACAGAUCCCCGCUCAAACCACUACGAAUGGGCACUCUUCGCACAGACACACUCCAAAGUCCCCCUGCCGCCCCACGCACUUAGCUGCGGCCAGCCAGCAGGUCCAAGAACUGGAGCGGCUCACGUUGCCCGGCGACCGCCCCUCCGCCCACGCACUCCUUCUCCCGCGGGCAACAAAAGCGCUAGAGUCCGAGCUCCGGGACACUUCCAGAGAUGUCCAACAUGUGGAGCCUGCGCCGGUGUGCUACCCUGUCCAGGAUUACCCUCUUCCACUCGUUGGGCCGGACACCUAUCAGCCAGCUAAAAAGCAGGACGACAACCUCCUGAUGUCCGCCUACCCCGCUGGAGCGCUUCCCUUCGGUCCUUUGGGAAAGAUGAUGAUCCCUAACAGCGCCGACUUGACCAAGCUGCCGUUCUACCCGGACCCGUACCAGCUCCUCUACGGCUCUCAGCUUCUGGCCUACCCGUACAACGUGGCUGCUCUCCCCAUGGCCCUCAACAUGAUGGCGCCCGGCACGGACAAGGUGGAGCCUCUGCCGUUCCUGCCGGCCAUUUUCAACUACGGCGCCGGCGCAGGGCCCUACGUCGGCGCUACGCCUCACCCGCUGGUGGCUAACCCCAGCUUCUACGGCAGUGGCAAGAAGCAACGAGACGGCAGCAGCAACAAACAGUAGGACGCCAAAAGGAUUCUAUUCCAAGAGGAUGGGACCGGGAGGAAGGGGUGGCCAAUGUUCCAGUGAUGUCUCACCACCCCCUUCCUCCCAUCUUUGUUCUCUGCUGUUUUGUCGUAGUGUGUCGUAGUUCUAGAACUUAUUAUCUUGAAUAUACGAAUAAGAACCGCGUACAGGGUUUCUUUCUCCGUAGCAACUCGAAGCCUGUUAAUUAUACUACUCGGAAUUUCAGCAUGAAAAUCUGUCUAAACUUUACCCAAUGUCCAAUUUGUCAAGGUUUCAGCACAACUAGCUUGUCCCGAACAACGGAUUCAAAAGAACAGAUCUCUGUAUUCUGGUUAAACUGCAACCGCUAUUUUCGGUUCAUGCUGAAAUUCCACGUAGCGUACUUCGACAGUGCGACUGCGAAUCUCCGGAGAUGUACCGCGGCGGUGCGCGCUUGUAUUCAAAAGAGUUUGUACGUAACGCGCAUGCUGUGGCUAACGUCCCGUCGCGGGAUCCGUGCAUGAGAGGCUCGGGCCGACGCGCAGCAUUCCCCCUUUAGUCGGUGUAGCGCCGCUAGCGUGUAGGAAGAGCGUACGACAACUCGUCUGGGCACGUGACGUGACUUUGUGGCCAGACGACACCGUAGGAUGUGUAUAGCGUAGUUGAUACCUUAUGUGCACAAAAAUAGUCAAGUAGUGGUCACUUAGAGGGGGGCACUUGUAGCUGCUUUGGAUAUGUAGCUGGUCACUGGGUAAAGAAAUGCAGGCUGGUAACUAUUGCACUUCCCUUCAUCUCGUUUCCCUUAGAAAAGAGAGGAAAUAAAGACUCCCCCCACUCCUCUUGGAGGAGAAGGACAAAGAAUGAUCUAAUGGAUUCAGGGUAUUGAGUUAUUAUUAAAAAAAUGAAGCAAAGAUCUGAGCUCCAAAGUGAUGCUUGGACACCCCCCAUGUCAUCAUGUUAUCUUGUUGAAGGUUAAGCCCCUCCCACUUGGGCUCGGAGUGGCAGGGGAGGGUCAAACCGAAAAAUAUGAAUGUAAAUUUUAGUCUCACGGUCAAAUGAAGUACAGCUGGAUUACUAUACAGUGGUAUUAAAAAGUAUAUGAACUUUUUGGAAUUUCUCACAUUCCUGCGUAAAAUCACCAUCAAAUGUGAUCUGAUCUUUGUCAAAUUCACACAGAUGAAAAAACAGUGUCUGAUUUAUCUAAAAAAACACAUAAACAUUUAUAGGUUUUCAUAUUUUAAUGCCAAUAGUACGCAAACAUUGACAGAAGAGGGAAAAAUAUGUAAGUGAACCAUCACAUUUAAUAUUUUGUGCCCCCCCUUUGGCAGCAAUAACUUCAACCAGACGCUUCCUGUAGCUGCAGACCAGUCUGGCACAUCGAUCAGGACUAAUCUUCUCUACAAAACUGCUGUAGUUCUAUCAGAUUCCCUGGAUGUCUGGCAUGAAUCGUUGUCUUUAGAUCAUGCCACAGCAUCUCAUUGGGGUUCAAGUCUGGACUUGGACUUGGCCACUCCAGAAUAUGUAUUUUGCUCUUCUGAAACCAUUCUGAAGUUGAUUUACUUCUGUGUUUUGAAUUAUUUUCUUGUUGCUUAGCUUCAACUGUUUGAUGGCCUCGGGUUUUCCUGCAAAACAUCCUGAGAAACUUUUGAGUUCAUUCUUCUAUUAUUGAUUGCAAGUUGUCCAGGCCCUGAGAUAGCAAAACAGCCCCAAAUCACGAUGCUCCCUCCACCAUGCUUCACGGUGGGGACGAGGUGUUGAUGUUGGUGAGCUGUUCCAUUUUUCCUCCACACAUGAUGUUGUGCGUUACUCCCAAACAAUUCAACUUUGGUUCCAUCAGUCCACAAAAUAUUUCAGCCAAAACAUCUGUGGAGUGUCCAAGUGCCUUUUUGCGAACGUUAAACGAACAAUUUUUUUUUAGACAGCAGUGGCUUCCUCCCAUGAACACCAUUCUUGUCCAGAGUUUUACAUAUAGUUGAUGUAUGCACAGAGAUAUUGGACUGUGCUAGUGAUUUCUAUAAGUCUUUAGCAGACACUCUCUGGUUCUUUUUUACUUCUCUGAGUAUUCUGCACUGAUCUCUCGGCUGCAUCUUUGGUGGACGGCCAUUCCUUGGGAGAGAAGCAACAGUGCCAAACUCUCUCCAUUUGUGGACAACUUCUCUGAAUGUCGAUUGAUGAGCAUCCAGACUUUUAGAGAUGCUUUUGUAUCCUUUCCCAGCUUUAUACAAAUCAACAAUCCUUGAUCACAGGCCUUUAGACAGCUCUUUUGACCGAGCUAUGAUGCACAUCAGAUAAUUCUUACCAGGUGUGUGUUUUAUAGUGGGCAGGGCAGCUUUAAACCACUCAUCAGGAAUUGGGCACACACCUGACUUAAAAUGUUUGGUAAAAAAAUGGUUUCAAUUAGGAGCGGCAACCUCUUGGUACCUCACGAUACGAUAUGAUUUGCAAUACAAAGCUCACGAUAACCAUGAUCUGACGAUAUGCUGAUACAACGAUUAUCGAUACAUUGGUCAGGAAAUCAUUCUAGGACACGGGUUUCAAACAGUUUCCAGAAAGGGCCAAGUGGGUGCAGGUUUGCUUUCCAACCAGUGAAGAGGACACCUUUUCACAAAUCAGAUCUUUUACAUGUGUAAUCAGUUAAACUUUGUCAGGUGCUGCUUGUUUCAGUAGGAAGUUCAUGGGUGAAACUCUCUGCACGGUAUCGGUUGGAACGAAAUCCAGCACCCACUUGGCCCUUUCUGGAAUCGGUUUGACACCUGUGUUCUAGGAUAUUCUACAAACAACUAAUUAACAGAAAAACAAGCUUCUCGUGUGAAUUAGAAUUAGUAUAUCACUAGUAGACGUUCAAUCUGUUUGAGGUGGGAGGGUGGCAGCGAAUGAACAUUCUAUGGCUGUCAGUGGCAGUCAAUGCCAGGCAAUUAGGUAAUUUUGGGCCAUUUAAUGUCUCACUGGAACAGCACCAAACUAAAGUUCCAGUUCAUCACCUUGUCCAAUGCAGAUUCUUGAUUCUUGACACCUUGUCCAAUGCAGAUUCUUGACUCUUGACAAGGUGAUGAUGCUGGAACUUUUGUUUGGUGCCGUUCCAGUGAGAUUUACAAAGCUGAUUGCCUGAAGAAGACAUCAAAAUUCCCUUAGUCCUUGAUGAUAUGGGGCUGCAUGUCAGGCAAAGGCACUGGGGAGAUGGCUGUGGUUAAAUCUUCAAUAAAUGCACAAGUUUACAUUGAAAUUUUAGACACCUUUCUUAUCCCUUCAAUGGCGUACCGCACGCAGGCUAUUUUUAGACCGUGACGUCACAUCGUAAAGAGGAAGUAAAGCCGAAGUGGGACAUUAUAGACCCGCCCUCGCAUAGACACAACGUAAUUUGUGCUACUUUUCUCGGGUAAUCUUUCAAAAACGAACAUGCUGAUCACGCAUUGCUUUUUUUGGAACUUGUAGAAACGACUCUAGACAUUACGACACAUGAAGGAUUUUUUCUUCAUACGUUUCCGGAAACCAAAAACUUGCGCGGACUUUAACACCAGCUCGGUGAAUCCAUUCACAUUUCAUAUGCAGUAAACAUUAUGUUGGGUUGGCAUGGUCUUUCAGAGGACAAAGAGGUAGGCCAUUUUUAUAUUUUUAACUUAUUUUUUUAGCGUAACGUUGUGCCGUACUGCUUCUGUCUGACAAUGAAUGACCUGAAAAGAAUUACAAUGGUAUCUGACUGCCACUGGUACCGUUUCUGUUAUAUAUAUAAAAAAACAACUUUAGUAAGGGGGAAGUGUAAAAAAAUCAUUUGUUUUGUUCGUUGGCUGUCACUGAGUAGCAUUUGCGAUCACUACACAAAGCUAACUAAAUUACCCCCAAGAACAGUCAGAGACGUAGGACAACCAGAGGAUAUAUAAGAAAGACAGGGCUGAUGGCAAAGGACAGCUUGUUGAAACAGGAGAAUGUCAUUGUCAGUCGCGUCGAUAAAAAAAGCUAAGGCUAUGCUUAGGUCGGCUCGUUUUUUUUCGUCUUUUUCUGCCUUCGACACUCAAGCCAUCUCUUUAACUGAACAUUUUUAUGUUCUUCCACAUCUUUGCCAGUGAAUUUGGCACCAGGCACAUCAUUUUCGGAGAGAAUUGGUACGUUUAGCUCUGUAAACAUCUCCUUCGUACACGAUUUCCAUUCAUUUCCUAUUAGGGACAAACGGUGGCUUGUCCCUACUUAGCAACAGUAGCUAAUGUCAUGAAUAUUAAUGAGUGGAAGUGACGUGUGGCUUGCGGUACGCCAUUCAAAAGUACUUGGGUCAUUUUGGCCACCUCUGGGUUUUUCCGGAGUAGAGGCCAAAUCGGAGUGACAAGAAUUCUCUGGGACUUCUAGUGUUAAAUCUUCAAUAAAUGCACAAGUUUACAUUGAAAUUUUAGACAGCUUUCUUAUCCCUUCAAUUGAAAAUGUAUCAUUUUCCAAGAUGACAAUGCAUCAUGCCACAGAGCUACAACUGUUCAAGCUUUCCUUGUAGAAAGACUCAUCCAGUCAAUGUCAUGGCCUGCAAAUAGCCCAGAUCCCAACCCCAUUGAUAACCUGUGGUGGAAAUUGAAAAAAAUGGUCCACAGCAAGGCUCCAACCUGCAUAGAUGAUCUGGCAACUGCAAUAAACGAGACUUGGCACCAAUUAAUGAAGAAUACUCAUCAAGUCCAUGCCUCAGAGACUGCAAACUGUCAUAAAAGCCAGAGGUGGUGCUGCUAAAUAUUAGAGAUGUGUUUUGAUUGUUAUUUCUUUGUUUGUUUCUAAUGAUUCCAUAUUUUUUUCCUCAGAAUGUAGUGGUUCCAUAUAUAUUUCCCUGCACUUCCCCUAUAAUAUUAACAUUAACUGACCACCACAAUGUUUUUUAUUCAUUUCUUUUAGUCUUUCUGAAUUCUAAAGAGUUGCACUUUUGAACUAAUUCAUUAAUUUUUCAAGCUUUUUAUCUGAGUUUGUUCUACAUGAUAAAAUGUCUGAGUGAGUGCUUGUCCGAGACUGGUGAUUACAUACUUUUUGCUUGGGGUUGUAUUAUGGUGGACGAUUUUGAUAACAACUUGUUGGUUCCUUUUUAAAACGAUAUCUCGAUUCUUGGCAGGAGCAUAUCGAUAACCUUUUUGGAUACAAAGUAUCAUGAUAUAUCAACAUUUUGAUAUUUUGUCACACCGCUAGUUUCAAUUGUUCUUUAAGUGUCCUUAGGCAGAGGGUUCACUUACUUAUUUUUCCCCCUUCUGUCAUUGUUUGCUGCUAUCAUCAUUAAAAUAUGAAAACCUAGAAAUGUUUGGGUGGUUUUAGUUAAAGCAGACGCUGUAUUUUCAUCUGUGUGAUUUUGACAAAGAUCAGAUGGUGAUUUUAUGCAAAAAUGUCAGAAAUUCCAAAAUGUUCAGAUACAUUUUCAUACCACUGUAACUCAUUAGCUGCCAUUGGCGGUGAUAGAAGAACCAGAGUUUACUUACUCACCACUCAGUAACUUUAGCAUAUUAGCAAUUACAACUCUGAAAUUCAGGAAAAAUAUCAACAAUCUUCCCGUCGUUGAAACGGCUUUAAAGUGAUUUAAUUGUAACGAAUAGGCUGCCAUUGACAGUCACAGACGUCAAAUUCAUUCGGAGUCUACGGACGUCAAUAGCACUGAAACAUAAAUCAUUCGACGCUAGCUUCCCAGAUGACGUCUAUCGCUAACAAUGGCAGUGAAUGUGUUAAACGGGAUAUCAAGAUAAUGGAAUAAAUGCUCGGUUUCAGUUUUGUUGUAGUUUUUUUUUUGUUUGUUCACACAAAUAACCAAUUACAGAUCAAUAUAAGAGUCUGGUAUGCAUAUAUACAGUAGUCCUAGCAACACGUCAGUAAACUUGGGUUCCUUAUCCACGAAAGCAUGAGCGCCACUUGCUUCCUAACCGUUUCUAAGCUCGGCAAAUCUUUACACUGUGCGCACAGCUCUUCCCCCGGCAUCCCCGACUCUCUGUCUUCUCAGCGUUCAUUAUAUUUUUUGUUUUUUCUUUGUCAAAUUAAAAAUCGGCCGGUCUCCGGGAAACCAAAAGUCACAAAAUUAGCAUCGGCGCUAGCAAAAUGGGCCACCUGUUGUUGAGUUUUUUUUUUUUUUUUUUAACAUAUCCGUGUUUGAAAAAUCAAAAAGAAAAAAAAAAAACGACAUAAUAUUCCAACCCAUUCCUGUAGACGUGUUUUUGGACCAUCAUUUCUAAUGUCACACAGACCAAAAGCAUGCAAAUUGAGUCGUUAUCGUAGUGACUGGACUGGAAUCUGUCUACUGUACCUUUUUGUUGAAAUGAAUGUGCCUCUGCUUUGAUAUUUAAACAAUUCUUUCUAGUUACGAUGUGGAUCUGCCAGAUUUACGAUGUUAAGGUGCCUUGUCACGGCAUGAGAAAUUAGAUUUGUAAAUGAACGUGGUUUUUUUUUAGUUAUCAUUUCGAGAUGAAUCUCACCACUUUGAAGCUGUUCAUAGACGUAGCGGUGUGGCUAAACCGUUUUUGGGGGGGGAUUGUGUAUCAUGUCUAGGAUCAAACUGUGCCAUAGAAAGCCCUUGAAAUAUGUUGGUUAUUUUUUUGAAAGAAAAAAAAAAGAUGUUUUUAUGUUGCCUGAGGACUUUGUCUUUAGAUUUGAUACAAAGGCUCGUAGCCUCAGCUCUCCCAAAGUCGCUAGUCUCCUUUUCCCAUAACUUUCCGCCCUCGUCCCCCCCCCUUCUGUCUCUUUGCUGCGAUCAAACAAAAUAAAGUAUUAACCUGAUGACCCAAUGAAACAAAGUUCAGUUUUUUGGGCUAGCUUAAACACAAACGCAGAUACAGUGAGGCAAAUAAGUAUUUAGUCAACCAGUAAUUGUGCAAGUUCUCCCACUUGAAAAUAUUAGAGAAGCCUGUAAUUGUCAACAUGGGUAAACCUCAACCAUGAGAGACAGAAUGUAGAAAAAAAACAAACUAGAAAAUCACAUUGUUUGAUUUUUGAAGAAUUUAUUUCCAAAUCAUGGUGGAAAAUAAGUAUUCGGUCAAUACCAAAAGUUCAUCUCAAUACUUUGUUAUGUACCCUUUGUUGGCAAUAAUGGAGGCCGAACGUUUUCUGUAACUCUUCACAAGCUUUCCACACACUGUUGCUGGUAUUUUGGCCCAUUCCUCCAUGCAGAUCUCCUCUAGAGCAGUGAUGUUUUGGGGCUGUCGUUGGGCAACACGGACUUUCAACUCCCUCCAUAGAUUUUCUAUGGGGUUGAGAUCUGGAGACUGGCUAAGCCACUCCAGGACCUUGAAAUGCUUCUUAUGAAGCCACUCCUUUGUUGCCCUGGCUGUGUGUUUGGGAUCAUUGUCAUGCUGAAAGACCCAGCCACGUCCCAUUUUCAAUGCCCGUUGCUGAUGGAAGGAGAUUUUCACUCAACAUCUCUUGAUACAUGGCCCCAUUCAUUCUUUCCUUUACACAGAUCAGUCGUCCUGGUCCCUUUGCAGAAAAACAGCCCCAAAGCAUGAUGUUUCCACCCCCAUGCUUCACAGUGGGUAUGGUGUUCUUCUGAUGCAAUUCAGUUUUCUUUCUCCUGCAAACACGAGCACCUGUGUUUCUACCAAAAAGUUCUAUUUUGGUUUCAUCUGACCAUAACACAUUCUCCCAGUCCUCUUCUGGAUCAUCCAAAUGUUCUCUAGCGAAUCGCAGACGGGCCUGGACUUCAACAGGGGGGACACAUCUGGCAGUGCAGGAUUUGAGUCCCUGGCGGCGCAUUGUGUUACUGAUAAUAGCCUUUGUUACUGUGGUCCCAGCUCUCUGUAGGUCAUUCACUAGGUCCCCCCGUGUGGUUCUUGGGAUUUUUACUCACCGUUCUUGUUAUCAUUUUGAAGCCACGGGGUGAGAUCUUGCAUGGAGCCCUAGAUCGAAGGAGAUAAUCAGUAGUCUUGUAUGUCUUCCAUUUUCUAAUAAUUGCUCCCACAGUUCAUUUCUUUAGGCAAGGCAAGGCAAAUUUAUUUAUACAGCACAAUUCAACACAAGGCAAUUCAAAUUGCUUUACAUCACAUGAAGAUUAUAAAAAUCACAUUUAAAUCAAUACAACGUAAAAACCAGGACAAUCAAAAUAGGAAAUCAAAUUAUACGUAAAAAUCGCAUUUAAUCACAAAUAGAAUCAAAAUAAAUAAAAAUAAAACAAAAACUACUAAAUAAUAAUUGAAAUCAGCAAUGGAGAUAAGCACAAGAGGAAUAGAAAGCAAGUAGAUUGAGAUAUAUAGACAGUUAUGGAUAUGCAGUGCUAAACAAAAGCAUUUUUAGCCCUGAUUUAAAGGAGCUAACAGUUUGAGCAUACUUCAGACGUUCAGGUUACUUGUUCCAGAGAUGAGGAGCAUAAUAACUAAAUGCUGCCUCACCCUGCUUGGUUCUUGUUCUUGGAACAUGCAGGAGACCGGUUCCAGACGACCUUAGGGGUCUAGAUGUCUCAUAGGAAUCUAACAAAUCAAGAAUGUAUUUUGGUCCAAGGCCAUUAGGUGUUUUGUAGACGAGCAGUAGUAUUUUAUAGUCUAUCCUUUGACUCACUGGAAGCCAGUGUAGCGAUUUCAAAACCGGUGUUAUGUGGUCCAGCUUCCUUGUAUUUGUGAGGACUCUGGCUGCAGCAUUCUGUACUAGCUGCAGCUUCCUGACUGAUUUUUUAUCAAGACCCGUAAAUAUACCGUUGCAAUAGUCCAAUCUGCUGAAAAUGAAUGCGUGAAUAAGUUUUCCCAUGUCUUGUUGAGUCAGAAGCCCCUUAAUUCUGGUUAAUAUUUUUUAGGUGGUAAUAAGCAGAUUUAGUGACGGAGUUUAGAUGGCUAUCAAAUUUUAGGUCUGAGUCAAUAAUUACGCCAAGGUUUCUGACUUGAUUUGUAGCUGUAAGUGACAUUGUGCUAAGGUGCCUGCUUAUCUUUGACCUUUCCUUUUUUGGCCCAAAAAUGAUCACUUUAGUGAUCACUUUAUACCAAGCGUUUUACCUAUUGCAGAUUCAGUCUUCCCAGCCUGGUGCAGGUCUACAAUUUUGUCUCUGGUGUCCUUCAACAGUCUUCAACCUUGGUCUUGGCCAUAGUGGAGUUUGGAGUGUGACUGAUUGAGGUUGUGGACAGGUGUCUUUUAUACCGAUAAUGAGUUGAAACAGGUGCCAUUAAUACAGGUAACGAGUGGAGCCUCGUUAGAAGAAGUUAGACCUCUUUGACAGCCAGAAAUCUUGCUUGUUUGUAGGUGACCCAAUACUUAUUUUCCACUCUAAUUUGGAAAUAAAUUCUUUAAAAAUCAAACAAUGUGAUUUUCUGUUUUUUUUUUCCACAUCCUGUCUCAUGGUUGAGGUUUACCCAUGUUGACAAUAACAGGCCUCUCUAAUCUUUUCAAGUAGGAAAACUUACACAAUUGGAGGUUUGACAAAAUACUUAUUUGCCCCACUAUAUCUCAAUUGUACAGAGAGAUUUUACAAUGUCAUUUAGCAUGUUUUCUCUUCAAAAUGGAAUAGUAAUAUCCGUGUAAUCGAUAAAAAAUUAAAAUAACUUAGCUGAGCCUCAAACAGUAUAAAGAUAAAUAUAUAAAUGAGGAUCUAAGCACAACAAAAGACCAAUUGGCUAACUUACUUAGCAAAAGCCCGCUAGCUUAAAUGCUAUAAAAUGCUAGCUUUUUUUUUUACAAUGCUCUUAACAAAUGAUUCAAACACAUAUUCCCUCAAAACCAGCUAAAUAUACCUAUAAACUAAAUUACGAAUGCAUUAAAAAAACAUUUGCUCAAACAAAAACUAAGCUUAUGUUGGUCUUAACAGGGUGCAGCUGGAUUCAGCCAUGUGAAAUGAGUUGUCAUAUUACUAAAGAGCAGUGUAUCCAGUCAAAUCAAUAAAACUAAAUGGAAACACUUUCAAAACAAACCAACGCAAAUGUCUCAAUGUACGGAGAGAUUUUACAAUGUCUUUUUGCAUGUUUUUUUUUCUUUAAAAAGGAAUGAUUUCACCCUCGUACAGAUAUUUGUUCGAAAAUCUCAUUGAAUAUUUGGUGAUGGAUUUCGGGCUGUAGCUAUCGAUUAUUUUAGUAGUCGAUUAAUCGAGUUAGUUCGAAUAAUCGAGUAAUUGAUAAAAAAUUAAAAUACCUGAGCUGAGCCUCAAAUGUUAUAAAAAUAAAUAAAUGAGGAUCUAAGUACAACUCAAGAACAAUUGGCUAACUUACAUGGCAAGCUAACUUACAUGGCAAAAGUCCGCUAGCUUAAAUGCUAUAAAAUGCAAUUUUUUUUUUUUUUUUUUACAAUGCUCACAAUGCUCUUAACAAAUGGUUCAAAAUAUUCCCACAAAAAACAGCUAAAUACACCUAUAAACUAAUAUACAAAUGAAUUAAAAAAACAUUAGCUCAAACAAAAACCUAGCUUAUGUUCGUCUUAAUAGGGAGCAGCUGAAUUCAGAAUUGUUUCACCCUUGUACAGAUAUUAAUUCGUGAAUCUCAUUGAAUAUUUGGUGAUUGAUUUAGGGCUGCAGUUAUCGGUUAUUUUGUUAGUCGAUUAAUCGAUGAACUACUUAGUUUGAAUACUCAAGUAAUCGGAUAAGGAACAUAAAAAAAUAAAACACCUGAGCUUGGCGUCAAACGGUAUUAAAAAAAAAAAAGAGGAUCUAAGUACAACAAAAGAACAAUUGGCUAACUUACAUAACAAAAGUCUGCUAGCUUAAAUGCUAUAAAAUGCCAACUUUUUUUUUUUUUUACAAUGCUCUUAACAAAUGGUUCAAAAAUAUAUUCCCACAAAAAACGGCUAAAUACACCUAUAAACUAAUCCACAAAUGCAUUAAAAAACAUUAGCUAAAACAAAAACUUAGCUUAUGUUGGUCUUCACUUGGAGCAGCUGAAUUCAGAAUUGUUUCACCUUGUACUGAUAUUUAUUCGUGAAUCUCAUUGAAUGGUGACUGAUUUACGGCUGUAGCUAUCGAUUAUUUUAAUAGUUGAUUAUUCGAGUUAGUUCGAAUAAUCGAGUAAUCGAUAAAAAAAUGUAAAUACAUGAGCUGAGCCUCAAACGGUAUAAAAAUAAAUAAAUAAAUUUGGAUCUAAGUACAACAAAAGAACAAUUGGUUAACUUAACAUAGCAAAAGUCCGCUAGCUUAAAUGGUAUAAAAUGCUAACUUUCAUUUUUUAACAAACAUAUUCACACACAAAAAAACGGCUAACUACACCUACAUUAUAAACUUAUAUACUAAUGCAUUAAAAAAAACAUUAGCUCAAACAAAAACUUAGCUUAUGUUGGUCUUAACAGGGAGCAGCUGAAUUCAGAAUUGUUUCACCUUGAACAGAUAUUUAUUCGUGAAUCUCAUUGAAUAUUUGGUGAUUGAUUUAGGGCUGCAGCUAUCGAUUAUUUUGGUCGUUGAUUAAUCAAUUAAAUAGUUCCAAUCAUCAAGUAAUCGGAUAAGGAACAUAAACAAAUAAAAUACCUGAGCUUAGCAUCAAACGGUAUAAAAAUAAAUAAAUGAGAAUCUAAGUAGAACAAAUGGCUAACUUACAUAGCAAAAGUCCGCAAGCUUAAAUGCUAAAAAUGCUCAAAAAUUUUUUUUUUUUACAAUGCUUUUAACAAAUGGUUCAAAAACAUAUUCGCACAAAAAAAAAAAAAAAAAAAAAAAACGGCUAAAUACACCUAUAAAUUAAUAUACAAAUGCAUUAAAAAAAAAACAUUAACAACAAAACAAAAACUUAGCUUAUGUUGGUAUUAACAGGGAGCAGCUGAAUUCAAAAUUGUUCCACCUUUGUACGGAUAUUUAUUCGUGAAUCUCAUUGAAUAUUUGGUGAUUGAUUUAGGGCUGCAGCUAUCGAUUAUUUUAGUCAUCGGUUAAUCGAGUUAGUAAGAAUAAUCGAGUAAUCGAUAAAAAACAAAUACCUGAGCUUAGCCCCAAACCGUAUAAAAAUAAAUAAAUAAAUGAGGAUCUAAGUAGAACAAAAGAACAAUUGGCUAACUUACAAAGCAAAAGUCCGCUAGCUUAAAUGCUAUAAAAUGCUAAAGUUUAAAAAAAAUUUUUUUUUUUUACAAUGCUCUUAACAAAUGGUUCAAACACAUAUUCCCACAAAAAACGGCUAAAUACACCUAAAAACUAAAAUAAAUGCAUAAAAAAACAUUAGCUCAAACAAAAACUUAGCUUAUGUUGGUCUUAACAGGGAGCAGCUGAAUUCAGAAUUUUUGAGGGUGGUGUGGAAGAGGUUGGUUUUGAGGAAAUGUAGAGCUGGGUGUCAUCCGCAUAGCAGGGGAAGUGAAGUUUAUGUUUGCGGAAGAUGGAACCGAGGGGGAGAAUAUAGAUAAUGAAGAGGCGCGGCCCAAGGACGGAACCCUGGGGCACACCAGCGGAGACAAGGAGAGAUUUGGAUUUGUGGGGGCCGAAUUUGACAAAUUGUGUGCGGUCAGACAGGUAGGACCGGUUGGGGGUUCAUUUAAUGACUGAGGUUUGUAGUCCAGAGAAUACGCUAACUGUAAAUAUUACCCAAAAGCAGCAACACAAAAACAAGUUAAUGUUUAAUCACAAAAUAUUGACUCAAGUCUAAAGUAGGCUUACAGUUUAAUGGAUUAUGACUAUUAAAAAAAUAAGUGCCCGAAUGGAAAAAAUGUCCGACAGGGGUUCUCCGCCAGUCCGCCCUUUCGCACGAUUUCAUGUGUGUUGUCCUAGCUUGUUUAUCCUGUUAGUCACCCCGUUCAAAUCGAUAUGACGCCAACCUGCCCUCUGGACCAGCGCACAGUCCAGGAUUAAACACUCCAUUGGAACAUCUAGGAAAGCGACCCACAACGAUGGCAAGUGGACCGCUACUUCUAACUUUGAGCAUCACGGCGCUGGCAUGGGGAAUCCAAGCCAAG
Molecule: messenger RNA, 17904 nt
Organism: Corythoichthys intestinalis (scribbled pipefish)
Lineage: Eukaryota; Metazoa; Chordata; Actinopteri; Syngnathiformes; Syngnathidae
Gene: zbtb4
Product: zinc finger and BTB domain containing 4
Exons: 2
Coding region: 244-5163 (1639 amino acids)
Biological process (GO): regulation of transcription by RNA polymerase II
Cellular component (GO): chromatin; PcG protein complex; transcription regulator complex
Molecular function (GO): DNA-binding transcription factor activity, RNA polymerase II-specific; RNA polymerase II cis-regulatory region sequence-specific DNA binding
Source: RefSeq, a predicted model, not a curated record